GCCAAGCGUCGAUAGGGUGAUGACUCAAGUCGCAACGACAACGACGGGCUUUGAGUCACCUCACAGCGGAUUUCUUUUCCAUCAUAACCAUUCGUGUUUAGUACUUGACAACUCCCUCCACUUCAUCCAGGAGCCUACUCUCCAAAUUCGAUAGACCAGAGAACAGGCACAAUGCCCCAUCUUCCAUCGGUAGACGCCGAGCCCGGCAAGGUCGAGGAGUUGACCUUCCCCCCCGUCACCAAAGACCACAUCCAAAACUGCUCCUACGACGCAUGGUUUCCGCGAUACCGCAGCUCAUGUCUGAAGUCGCGCAUCAUCCCACUCCCGCAGGUCGUGGUUUCCUAUCUCCAAGAAGACGGCAUCGUCUUGGCCGACGACGACGAGAACGAGGGAGGUGAAGUCGAGGAGGAGUGGCAGGCUUCAGGGUCCAUCGCCGCGGCACGGCGGCCGCAGGACGUGGGCGCGGACGACUCGGAUGACGAAGAGGAUGGCGACGAGCCAGAGCGUCUACCCCCGAACCGGAGGUUCCCCGAGACGCAUCAGCUCAUCAAAGACAAGAUCGCAGAACUGGGCGGCGCAGUGGCGCCCAAGCUCAACUGGUCUUCGCCAAAGGACGCCAAAUGGAUUUCACCACAUCAGAACACGCUCAAGUGCACGACGCCCAACGACAUUUAUUUGCUGCUCAAGUCGUCGUCGUUUGUCUCGCACGACUUGGCGCACGCCUUUGACGGCUGCACGGCCGCGCCGCCCUCCCGUCCCCUGGCCCCGGUGCUCGUACUGAGACCUUUCUUCACACCCCAUGUGGCGCUCGAGUUUCGGUGUUUCGUCAAGCACCGCGCCCUCAUCGGCAUCUCGCAGCGCGAUCUCAACUACUACGCUUUUCUUGAGCGCCUACGGCCCAACAUUUGGCACAAGAUCCGCCGCUUCUUCCGCGAGAAGCUUCGUCUCACCUUCCCGGACGCGAGCUUCACGUUUGACGUCUACAUACCUGAGAGUUCACUGGCGGACGAUGGCUUAGGCAACGUGCGGCUCAUGGACAUCAACCCCUGGGCACCACGGACGGACUCGUUGCUGUUCUCGUGGCAGGAGCUGCUGGACGCCGAGGUGCAGGAUCCCCUAUACGGAUCGGUCCCUUCAGGGGAUGCAGCAGCAGACGUAAGUGACGACGAGGAGGACCACAUCGAGUACAGCCCCGACGCGGCGCCGGAGCUGCGACUCAUAGAGAAAGACGACCCCGCGGCCUUCAACUUCAGCACGCCGCAGUACUCGGCGCAUAAGUUACCGAAGGAGGUGGUGGACGCGAGCAUGGGAGGCCAGGGUGGGCUCCGCGAGUUCGCGCAGCAGUGGAAGGACAUUACGGAGGGCAGGGGAGGAGACCUGUGGAGCCAGCCGGGAGGCCCAAGUGCGUGAGGUACUAGGAGAGGGGAGGCCGAAUUCAACGCGCGUGGAGUGAUUAGGGUGACGGGCAAGAGGCUCAUGGAGGAGGCAGCUCUGUUGUGGCAUUGAGAGGCCAUUGUGUGGACGUGGGAGCUCGCAAGGCUGCAGAAGUGAGUGAUUGGGAAAUAAGCGCUUCAAUCAGGAAGAUAACUCGAAUAGAUGGCAUCAGACCCAAUGAGCGGCUAUUAUGCGUUUGCUAAUGUGAGCUGGCGGG
This is a messenger RNA of Purpureocillium takamizusanense, 1651 nucleotides long. RefSeq lists its product as uncharacterized. The record is from RefSeq and is a predicted model, not a curated record. Bases 172 to 1410 code for a protein of 412 amino acids. Gene Ontology annotation, cellular component: cytoplasm. The transcript has a single exon. NCBI's taxonomy places the organism in Eukaryota, Fungi, Ascomycota, Sordariomycetes, Hypocreales, Ophiocordycipitaceae.